AUCAUUGUGUGCCCAAAGGAUCGCGGGGCUGAAGUGAGCUAACUCCACUGUUGACAUUGUAAAUCAUGAAUGAAUGUCAAAGGAUUGCGGAGGACCUGAUUGCCGCUACCGAAUGAAUUGUUUUGGUGUGUCAAUUAUCCGCGGUGACGACCUUCAGUUAAAGCGAUACUACCGUAGCCUAAUGUACCGGUGAUAAUCUAUCUGACAGUGCGAGCCUCCCAAUGACAGCUAACCAAGUAAUGCAGCGGAACGUGCGCGUGCUUUUCUUGUUUUGGUAAACGCGAGAUGAAGUCACCUGGAGUGAAAACUCUAGUGGUUUGUGUAUUUAGGGAAUAUGCAAUGAGCAUGACACCAAAAUGACUUUAUUUUUCCCUUUCGGACUUUAACCCAUCGCUUCAGAAUAUCCAUUACGGAAUGCAACAUAAUCGGUGACCAAGGAUACUGGAGUACUUGCUGGCUGCCAUCUGCUCAAGCAAUAUGCAAUUACAAUUUACCCAAAUUCUUCAUAGUCCUACUGAAGCAACAACGCUGGUCGGGUUAUGAAAUAAAAAUAGUCAUUAUGUCAAGAGUAUUGGAUUUUGUGAGCAUCUUACUUGCUGCUGUGUGCGUUUCCCUGCAGGCUACCAGUGCCAAUAUUAGUAUUUCCUUAAUGACUGCCUAUCUGUUGUUUUUAUGAAGUUUUAGUGGUAUUUAUUUAUCUUCUGACGAGAGAGAAAGAGGACUGUUACAUGCAAUAUAUUCCCACCUUCAAUGAUCUUACACACAGAGUUUUAAAGGGAUUCUUCCGAUGGAUGAGCAUUAGUCAUAUUGGAGCUAAUAGCAUCCUCUCAUUCACCUCCAUCAAUCAAAUGUUAUUUAUUAUUUAUAGGACACUUGACAGUAAACAGCCAGAACCUUUGUUUUUAUCAUUAAAAACAAAGGUUAUUUCACCAUUAGACUAACUAAGCUAAGGUGAUUGGCCUCCGUCUGAGUGUGUGUGUGGAAUGCUGGAUAUCAGAAUGAAGGAGGCGUGUCGUAUCUGCGCUCGUGAGCUCUGCGGUAACCAACGCCGGUGGAUCUUCCACCCCGCCUCCAAACUCAACCUCCAAGUGCUUCUGUCCCACGCCCUGGGGCGAGAGCUGACCCGGGACGGGCGCGGCGAAUUUGCCUGCUCCAAGUGUGCCUUCAUACUGGAGCGUAUGUAUAGGUUUGAUACGGUCGUCGCCCGCGUGGAGGCUCUGUCUAUCGAACGGCUGCAGAGGCUGCUCCAGGAGAAACACCGGCUACGGGGUCUCAUCGGAGGCCUCUACCGGAAGACCAACGGGGAGGAGGGUGGCAGUGGUGGAGGGGUCAUUACCAGGCCUGGGGGUACGGGAGGAGGGGUACAGGGGGAAGGUAUGGUGGACAUGUCUGGUCUGACCCAUGCUAAGUACUGUGCUCUGCUCCAGGAGGACUUGGUGUACUCUCUGUAUGAGUCCUGGGCUGAAGAGGGGUUGGAGUUCGGUGGUCACCACCAUCCUCAUCAUGGGCAUCGCCCUCAAUACCCAGGGUCAGAGGUGACGGCUGUAGGGUCACAACGCUGUGGGAAAGUCACACCUUCACGUAGGAAGUGCCAAGGGUGCACAGCGUGGCGAGUCGUGGACUCGGACUAUGAGGCUGUGUGUAAAGUACCAAGGAAGUUGGCACGAAGUAUUUCCUGUAGCCCAUCGACGAGGUAUUCGGCCAGUGUGAUUGGAGUAGAAAGAGGUAGAGAAGGGGAGGAAGAGCCAGAGGGGACCCACUCCUCGCUCACACUGAUCCCUGGGUCCAAGCUUCAGUCCCGGGCUUCCGACAGUGACCGUACCCUGGCGGGUCGAGCCAGCUCCAGCCCCUCCAUAGACUCCUUGGACAUAGCUGGAGAAUCUACCCGGCUGUCUGCUAUCCAAGACGGGGCCGAGGGGCUAGGGUACUCCCGGGACCCCCUGGAUGACCGGUUCUCUGACUCCCUGUCUGAGGAGCACGACCUGGUGACCGCGCUGAGAUCCGCAUCCCACCUCUCCCUGGCCCUCUGCCUGGUCCAGAAUUGUGUGUACCGGCCUGUCCAGAGCCCCAAGGGAAGCAGAUUGCCUGUGCUGCUCAGACAGAGCCCCAGCGAUGGAGGCUCUAGACUUAGCUUCUAUGAGCCGGCCUUGGGGUUGCUGCAUCGAGGUCCGAAUGGAGAGGGGGAGAUCCAUGGCCAUGUACCUGACGUGGAGGCCCCUCUGAUCAGGCUGGACAGUGAGAUGGAUGGGGGUCUGGACCUGGCUGAGAUGGAGGAGCUGUGGGAGGAUCUGUAUCAUGAGUGUCCUCCCCCACGCCCCCACCAGACUCUGAUCGAGGAGCAGCAUAGCCAGUUGAACCAGUAUGAAUGUGCAGCAGGUCAGUGUAUCAGUGAGCUGCAGAAGGCCCAGCUCCAGGUCCAGUCCCUGCAGACCAAGAUCCAGGAGAGCGAGGCCAACAACACGAAGCUGCAGGAGAAGCUCAGUGAGAUGGAGUGUGAUCUGCGUUCUAUCCGUCAGGCAGCUCAGAACCAGGAACACACCAUCCAGGGCCUGACCGACUCUGUCAGUACCAAGGACAACGAGGCCAAGGAGCUGUACCAGUUAAUUGAAGGGCAGAACACCACACUGUGUAAACUGAGAGAGAUGGCCCACCACAACCAGAUCACGCAACAUCAGGUGAGACCUCACACACCCCAGACAGAUCCUGAUGAAACACUGAGAGAGAUGGCCCACCACAACCAGAUCACGCAACAUCAGGUGAGACCUCACACACCCCAGACAGAUCCUGAUGAAACACUGAGAGAGAUGGCCCACCACAACCAGAUCACACAACAUCAGGUGAGACCUCACACACCCCAGACAGAUCCUGAUGAAACACUGAGAGAGAUGGCCCACCACAACCAGAUCACACAACAUCAGGUGAGACCUCACACACCCCAGACAGAUCCUGAUGAAACACUGAGAGAGAUGGCCCACCACAACCAGAUCACACAACAUCAGGUGAGACCUCACACACCCCAGACAGAUCCUGAUGAAACACUGAGAGAGAUGGCCCACCACAACCAGAUCACACAACAUCAGGUGAAACCUCACACACCCCAGACAGAUCCUGAUGAAACACUGAGAGAGAUGGCCCACCACAACCAGAUCACACAACAUCAGGUGAAACCUCACACACCCCAGACAGAUCCUGAUGAAACACUGAGAGAGAUGGCCCACCACAACCAGAUCACGCAACAUCAGGCUCCAGAGGGGGGAAGUGAGGUUGCGGGUCUAGCCCAGCUGCAGGGUGAGUUAGUGGGGGUACAGAGCUCUCUGUUUACCCUGGGUCUGGAGCUGGAAGCCAGUCAUAGAGCGCAAAGACAGAGCCAGAGACAGGCUGAGGACCUGACCAGAGCUAAAGACAGACUCCACUCUGACCUAAAGGAGGCACUGCAGCAUAGGGAGGUCACCGACAAACACAACCAGGACUUGCUCAGUGCCCUGGCUCAGUCCCGCUCUGCGCUGCAGGCUAAAGAGGCUCAGCAGAAGGAGAGCGAGGCAGAGAAACACAUGGAGGUUCAGGAGAGAGACAAGACCAUCACACAGCUCAAACUCUCCCUACAGGACAAGGAGAGCCAGCUACAGGAGUACUCGGAGCUCCUGGAAUCUGUAGACAGCUCCAGACCCAGAGAUAUUCUGAUGGACAAACUGAGAGAACGCAUCAAGGACAGGGACAGAGCACUGGAGCGGUCUAUAGAUGAGAAGUUCCGUUGUCUGGAGGAGAGGGAGGAGCAGGUGAGGAGACUACAGCUGGCCCUCCGAGAGAAAGAACGAGACCUGGAGAGACUACGCUGCAUACUGCUCAACAACCAGGAGACCAUCACGAGUCUGGAUGCAUUGGUGCGGGGUAAGGAGCUGGACGUGGAGCAGGCAGCAGAAGCCCACAGGAACCUGCAGUGGCUCCAGCAGCAGAGUGAGGAGAGAGAGAAGAGCACUCUGAGAGAGAGAGACACACUCAUCAACCAGCUACAGUCUGCCCUGCAGACACACAGCCGGGAGACACAGGACCUGACAGCAGCCCUCCUGGCUAAGGUCCAGGCAGGCCCCAGUGAGGUGGUGGAGGAGCUGAAGGCUCGCCUCGCACUGAAGGAGAAACUGUUCCAGGAACUUCUGUCAGACCGCAACCGCCAGAGCCACGAACACCAAGCACAGGUCCAGGACCUGCUCAGCACCAUCAGCACCAAGGACAAGUACAUACAGGACUGCUCUGAUAGGCUCUCCCAGGUGAUUGGCGAGCGGACGGGCCAGCUGCAGGAGCUGCACAGGCAGCUGUCAUCACGGGAACGGGAGAUGGGUGAGCUGCGGAAGGAGAGAGAGAGGGAGAGAACGGGAGAGGCAGAGCGACUGCAGAACCUACUAAAAGAGAAAGAGACUUUUAUCCAGAGUCUGAUGCAGGGACAGGAGGAGAGCAUGGAGCCCUCCACACCAGAGGGGGCAGCAGAGGUACAUGCCAUCCAGGAAGAGCUGGAGCUGGUCAGGAAGAAAGAGAGGGAGGCUCAGCUGGAGCUCUCAGCCCUGCGCUCAGCUCUCACACAGGGCCAGCAGCAGGCCCAAAAGCAGGAGGAUAGAUUUAAGAUCCUGGCCCCAGAAAUAACAGUCAGGGACCAGCCCUCCAGCACUGACCACCAGAGUGUGUUGGAACAGUUGGUCAAUGAGUACCACAGGCUGAACAAUGCUUUGAGGGCAGAGAAGAGGCUGUACCAGAGUCUGAGCCACAUCCAGACUAGAGGAGACAGCAGCUCAGAGAAGACCCAGGCCCUGCUCACAGAACUGGACUCUGUUCAGGCAUUGCGAGGGCAACUGGAGGAGGUCCUAACCAGGACCCGGAAGACCGCCCUGGCACUGGAGAGGGCAGCUAAGAGGCAGUCUGACUUUGGAGAGCUCAGCACGGAGGAAGAAGAAGAGGAGGGAGAUGAUGAAGAGGGCAGCACUGAUGAGUUCUCAGACAGUAUUGAAGACGAUGAAGAUAAACUGACUGCCAAAAGUCUGGCCUCCACUAAGAACUCUGUGGUGGCCUGUGGGCAGGGGGUGCUGUCUGGAGGACCUUUGAGCGGAGCACUGUCCCAGGGGGCAGAGGGGCAGGGACAGCAGCUGGCUGAACAGAAGAGGGCACUAGAAGAAGAAGUGGCGGAGAUGAGAACACAGCUGGAGACAACCGGCUGCUCCUCCCUAGCCCAGAUGAGGAGAACACUGCAGAAGCUACAACAAGAGAAUGAAGCCCUGAAAGAUAGCCAAGGGGGAUUACCGGGUCUAGGAACUCUGGAGGAUCCAACAGACAUCUGCCAAGGAUGGGGACAGGAGGAGGAGGAGGAGGAGGCACAAUCAACAGUGGUACCCACCCAGGGCAACCAUGGCCCCCCAGCAGUGAGGAUGAGAGAGGGGAGGGGGAACAGACAGUAUACCAGACCUCACUCCCUAGACCUGGGGACUCUCCUCUCCCAUCACCAGCCAGACCAAACAGAAAAGGAGGCUGAAUCUGAUGACGUCACCGGCGAUGUGGGCGGGUUCUGGCAGCAUAUGGAUGCGGGUCUCCGUGAGCAGGCGGCGCAUCUGCGUUCUGAUUUGGCGCUGAGCAGACAGGAGAGCAGAGAGCUGCAGGAGAGACUCAUGGUGUCUGAGGCCACAGUACAUGCACAGGCUGAACAACUCAAAGACUACAGGGAACUACUCACAGAGACAACAGUUGAGCAGGACAGUAAGCAGGUCCAGGUGGACCUACAGGACCUGGGCUAUGAGACCUGUGGCCGUAGUGAGAACGAGGCAGACAGAGAGGCCAGCAGUCCAGAGUUUGAUGAUCUGGAGAUGUGUACGUCACUGAGCCACCGGCAGGACUACGAGAGUGCCGGAGUUUGGUUCCAUGGCGAUGGGAGUGUGGGCGGAGCUUUUGAUGAAGGCGAGGAGCCAGGGGCAGAAUCCUUACAGCAAUUGGUCCUGGACCUGCGUUCUCAGCUGACUCGCUGCCACAAGGUGAUUCGUGGGUUGCAGCUACGUGUGCGUUCACUAUCCACCACCAGUGACUACGCAUCCAGUCUGGAACGCACCCCACGCAAGGUGAAUUGGGCAUUUGAGGCGUCCCCGGCCCUCAGCGGUGUAGAAGACGAUGAGGGCUGGAUGUCCGACAGCCUGGGGCCUCGCAUGGAACCCAAGCCCAGCCGAGAGCUGCGAGAGCUGGUGUCCCGAGUAGCCUCACUGGAGGCCCAACUCAAGAGCUCCAGGCUGGAGGGGAAAGGAGGGGUGGUGGAGGAGGGGAAGUGUGCUACCUGGCCCGGGAAAUACAACACCCUGAUCCAGGCUCAGGCCAGGGAGCUGUCCCACCUGCGUCAGAGGAUGAGGGAGGGCCGUGGUGUCUGUCACAUACUCACACAACACCUGGGAGACACCACCAAGGGCUUUGAGGAGCUGCUGCGUGCCAACGACAUUGACUACUACAUGGGACAGAGCUUCAGAGAGCAGCUGGCACAGAGCACUGCCCUGGCACAACGAAUGGGCACCAAGAUCAGUGGACGUGACCGCGCUGAGCUACAUGAUGAUAAGAUGGGCCAUGAGCUGCUUGCUUUGCGGCUGAGUAAGGAGCUCCAGCAGAAGGAUAAGAUAAUCGAGUCGCUCCACACCAAACUCCAGCAGCGUCCUGACACCCCCUCCAGCAGCCAUGCCCUCUCAGAGACCACCGACCAAUCAGACAGAACCUCCUUUGUGUCAGACGAGUGCCGGACCAAUGAGGACCUGGAGCUGUGCUCAGAUGUGGAUGCUGGCAGCGAAUACGCUCAAGAAGUGAAGGGACAGGGGGCGGGACAUGGCCCAGGAAGCACAGACGUCCACCCCUCCCUCCCUCCAUCCUCUCUUAAGUCCUCCAGCAGCUGUCCCAACAUGCUAUACUCCACUCCCGUGGAGUCAGCCAGUCAGACUGGUCCUGUGUCCUGCUCCCUACCCACCUCCCAGUCCCUCCCCAGGCUUUACCCUAGACAUGACCUCUGGGGUCAACAUAUGACCUUUGACCCCGCGACCAGGACCUUCCCUAUGGAAGCGGUGCAACAGCAGCUGGAUACCCUGCACAGACAGAUGACUAUGAAUAAGAGCUUUGUGGUUCCUCACGCCAAGGCCCGGACGACCGCCCCACCAACCGCUCAUCACCAGCCUGACCAUUCCACUUACAGACAGAUUACCCACCAUGCCUUUUACCCACACCAGCUAGGCGGCCGACCCGCAGGCCCCGCCCUGAAGGCAGACGGAGAUCUGGUGGAGAGUGGUGCAUUGUGGGAUAUGGAGAACAUGGCUCAGCCAAUCAGGGUUGGGUCAUCAGGAUACUAUUCAGGAAACAGCUUUACUGGUGUGGACGUGAUCAAGGAGCACCUGAGGGAGGUGCAGUGUCUGCGUCAGCACCUGGAGGAGUCCAUCAGGACCAAUGAGAGGCUCAGACAGCAGCUGGAGGAACGCCUUUCCACCACCGGCCGUGACGGCGCAGCUCCCACCAACAUCUACAUCCAGAGCCUGGACUCUGUCUGCCAGCUGUCCAAUGAGAUCAGAGUCCUGAAAGAGGAGAACCUGGCUCUCCAGGCACGCCUGCAGGCCAGCUCAGAAACGUGUGAGGAGGCGGAGCAGCUGCGUGAGGUGGCGGUGACGGGGCGUGCCCGUCUGAAGCAGGCGGAGCUGGAGGCGGAACAGUGGAAGGAGGAGCUACGCCGGCUGCAGACACACAGCCAGGAGCAGGGACAGCAAAUUCACACACUCAGACAGGAGAGGCAGAACAGCCAUGACAAGAACAAUAGGCUCCAGCAUGAGGUGUCCCUGCUGCAGCAGCAGUUGUGUGAGAGCAAGGAGCUGCUCCACUCUCUGCAGAGUGAGCUGCAGGUCUACCACAGAGUGUGUGUCAACGCCAAGGGCAACCCAGAGUUUCUGUGUGAGGGCCAGUACGGUAGGGUCCCUGCCCUGCCCCUGCCCGGGGAGCUGGGGGAGCUGCUAGGGGAGGUGAGGAGCCUCAGAGCCCAGCUCCAGAGCAGUGUCCAGGAGAACAGUGUCCUGAAACAGCUGGAGCUCCACAAACAUCUGGAGCAGAAGCUGGGUGGGGGCGUCCACGGAGGGCUGGGGAGCAUUGGGGGGAUGGAGCCCCCUCGUACCCCGUCUCUCAGUGCCCUUACAGACAGCCCCCAGAGGGACAGCCUCUACAGACGGCAGCUACUACAUGACCCAGCGCCGUCUCCCCCGGUCAGAGACAUUGGGUUGUUUAACUGUGGUUCUCCAUACCACGUCCCCUACACAGAUCUGGUGGAGACCCCGCUCACUGCCAACGAUCUGGACCCCCACUCAGAGCUGCAGGGGGAUGCCCCGGACGGCUCGUUCUCUAACCGGAAUGGACGCCACGCCAUCGGGCACGUGGACGAUUACAGCGCCCUGCAGCAGCAGGUCCUGGAGGGGAGGAGUCUGGUCCAGAGAAUGGAAACAGCCCUUCAGGCCUGCCUCAGCCAAUCAAUGCUGGUAGACAGCCAGGACCAGGUCCUCCUGGACUAUGGCUGUGUGAGGACUCUGUUGUCUAACACCAAGACCCUGAGACAGAUCCUGGAGGAGGCUGUGUCCCUGCUGAAGAUGUUCUGGAGGGCUGCCCUGCCCAGCACCGACCGCUCCACCCACAACCUUAACAAGGAGCAAUGUAUGAAGGAGGAGAUUCUGUCUCUGAGGGGGCGUAUUUCGGAGCAGGAGGAGGUUCUCCAGGGAACCGUCCAGAGACUGAGGAGCACCAGCCGCACCAAGGAGAGCAUGGAGCACUUCAUCGUCAACCAGCUAUCAAGGACUCGAGAUGUGCUGAAAAAAGCAAGGACUAACUUGGAGAAGAACGAGCAGAGGAUUUCUUCCCUAAGCUCCUCCUCUUCCUCUCCUUAUGCUGCUGAAGACCGAAGUCCCGGCAAUGAACGGCCUACUGAUUGGAGUUUUUUGAAGCCGGUCGACGCCCCGGCAACGUCAAAUCAGCAUCCAGGAACCAGGAAGCGCAGCAGCCAGUGCCUGUUUUAGGUGAUGACCUGUUAUAGGAACCAGCCAGCCUAACACCACGACCUCUGAACUCUGACGUCACCGCCAGAACAGCCACGACCCCUCCUCCUCCUCGUUGCCUCAUCUCUAGCAUCCAACGUCCCUCCUCAGAUCACUCCAUGCUUCUUUCUCUCCUAUCUCUCCUCCACUUCUCUCCUGCCAGCAAUUUGUGCCCAAUGCUCCUGCCUCCUACACCUUGGGCCUUACCUGAACUCUUACUCCUUUAGUGUCAUUCCUCCACCCUCCUUUUGACUGUUCUCUUUCCCCCACCUCCACCCUUGUUCUUCUGUUGGAGUCUUUGAGCUCCAGAGACGGUUGGUCCAGUCUGAUGAUUACCUUGUUGUGAGCGUGAAGAAGAAGGUGGUUUUGAAACGUGCCUCUGAUGGUUACAGUAAUGUGCGCCCUUGACUGCUGUAGAAGGAGUAGGAUGAAGCUGCCCCUAGACAUUGAGCUAAGGUCAGAUUUGCCUUUUCCCCAAUGGUAAAGGUUAUGGGAUUUGGGGAAGGUAGGCUGAUCCUAGAUCUGUAGCUAAGGGAAGCUUCUACAUGGAGCAUAGUAGAUUGUGCUCUUCUGCCUGGCAGCUUUUGGACGGGAUAAGUGUCAAUGCAUGUGAACUCAUGGCUUGAGAAAGGAAACGUAUAGUAUUCAAACAUAUAAACACAUACAGUAGGGUACACAUAUAAAUAUAAUAGACUUGGAACCUCUAACCCUGGCAAUAGGGACGCCCAUUCUAUUCAUUCUAUUUCUGUGACAGUACCCGUGUCACACACAUACAUUCACAGACAUACAUGAACAAUCAAUUUCUUUCAAAACAAACAUUCAACUUUCACUGCCACAGAAAUGCAAACUUUAUGCUCGUGGCAUUUCAUCAAUGAGGACUUUCUUUGCAAGUACAAUGCAAAAAAGUUGAAUAACAUCCACAAUCUAGCUAGAUCUGCUGGAAUCACAGUGGAGGAAUGUAUAGGUGUAACACUUCUAGGUAAUUGUUUGCUAUAUUUAUCUGUGGAGGAUGAAGCCUGUGGAUGGUCUGUCUGCCAUUAGCCAAGGGUUCUGGAUAGCAGAACAAAGGCCCAGUUCCAUUUCAAUCACUAGCCACUUCCCCUCGCUCCUACGCCAUCGGUAUUCACAGAUCUGAAUAGACUGGAUAGGUGAAAGCAAUAUGUUGAUGGCUUCACCUAGUCCUCCGAUAAGUUAAGUUGAGCUUCCACUGUGUUGCUUUUAUCUAUCCAGUCCUGGCUGAUCUAACGCUGACAGGGUAAAGGCUGAAAGAAGGGGCUAGGGGCUGAAAUGGGCCGAGGCCGAACACGCGUAUUCAAGCUCCUCUUUAGGAGUCCUCAGACGAGCAUGUGCAAUAAUUACGUUGUUUAUUGAAUGAUCAUGGCGCACCAGCUUUUUGGUUUUUUGCCUGACACUGGAACUAAAGUAUUUAACCACUCUUGAUAAGUGAAAAAGACCGUUGGUGCAAUAUUAUACUAAUAACUAUCUUCUACUAACUUAGGAAUAUAGGAAUACUACUGACUGAAACAAAGUGAAGUUUUUAUGCAGUGUUGAUGCAUGAAAGAAGUUUUAAAAGGAAAAAUCUAAACAUUUGUUUGUGGAACAUGGGAUCACCAAUACUUGCCAAAGUUUGAACUGAACUCUUCACGUCCUUGUUUGCCUUACCCAUGCGAAUGACAUACUGUAGGAGCGGUGUGACUAUAGGAAGUCAUCAUCAGCCCAGUAUAUGAGAUCCUUUAUGACAUCAUGAUGGAGAUAUUUCAUUGGCUGCUCUUUGAGAGCCAUUUGAACCAGAGAGACGGUAACCGUUAGAUUAUAAAUGUGCUUUAUAACGAGCACAUCUUGUCAUAAAUGGACCAAAGAUUUCUAAAAGUGAAUCUUUCACACUAGGCUUCUAUUGCUUUGUGAAUUCCAAAAACUUAAAUUGUGCUCAUGUGAGAGAUGUACAACUAAAACAGAGAAUACUAUUGUGAUUGUUACAUUUCCAUUGGACUUUUUUGUCUCGGUUAAGACCUUCAUUGCAUUCCCAUGGUGUUGUUGGCUAAAUGUUCUGUGUCCUUUUAGGUGUUACAAACUUUGGCAGGCUACUGGUGGGACCAAUGUUCUAGAUUUCACCAUUGGUGAUGUCGCACCCAAAGGUGUUUCUUCCUAUGCUGCUUUUAAUUGUGUUGUAUGUUCUUGCUGUACAUUUGGCCAUUUUCACGCUGUAAAUCACUUGCUUUUUCACUGUAUUCUGUUGGCUGACCUUUUGGUGUGUGGAUAAUCAUGUCAGACAUUUGCUCUGUAUGCAAACGUUGAAUAUCUGGGUAGCUGUGCAAUAGCUCUACACUAUAUCUAUUUUAUUUUGCUGUUACACAUCAUUAUAUUAACAAUAUUGCUGCUUUCUUAAGUGUUUAUUUUCCUGCUUUGUAUGGUUUAUUCGUUUAGUUUUUUAGAUUAUGCCAGAUUGUAAUAAGAUAGCCACAUGUCUAUUAUGAAAUCACAAAGAUCUGCCUUUUCUUAGGCUAUAAGGGGAAUCAGUAUUAUUACUUACACACCCACCUAUAAUUAACCUUCGGAUGCUUGCCUUUAAAAGUAGCUUGGCCACUGCAAUUUGCUCCCAACACUUACUUGGAACUCUAUUCGAUCUGGAAAGCUGAAGCGUUACAGAUUCUGCAACAGAAAUGUAAAGGUCAUUUCCAAAUGAUCCAACAUAUGCAGCGUUGACCGUGAAUGCAGCCUGCGCUAAAGCGGGGAACAUUGCUUUUUAAAAAUGUCAAACACGCUGUAAAGCUGAACUUCCGCGAUGUGGAUUGAAUAGAGCCCUUGGAGUUAAUAGCGCUUGGUGUCUAUCCUAGGUAUAUAUCACAGUAGAUCUGCCAACAACGUCUUGUUUGCGCUCCACUCAAUUGAAAAUCCCUAGAGGGGAUUCUAAUAUGAAACAUUCUAAUAUAACAAACAUUCUAAUAUAAAAGCCCAUGCUGUGGGGUUCUUUUGGAAAAAUAAGGAUUUGAUGAGAAGAUUCAUAGAAAGAUUAGGGAAGAUUAAUAUUUUAUACCAAAGUAGAAAUAACCAACCAACCAACCAUAGAUGUACAGGAUUAUGUCAGAUUGGAUCAGAGUAGAACUGAACAAGGCCAGAGAGCGUGAACAAGGCCUUUUUAAUGCGCUGUGUAGAACGGAAUCAAACAGAAGUAUUUAGCUGUGUCUAAUAGUUGGUCCUGAAACUUAGAUUUAAUGCUAUGUGAUUGAAAUCGAAGAGCAGCUUGGUUUGUCAGGCUCUGUGUGUGAUAAAGUGUGCGCUGAUGAAGCUAACUAGGAUGCCGACACAGAGCUCGUCUAUGAGCUCUGUCUCUGAAGAUGGUCGCUGUGUGUGUGUGUUGUGUUGCCACAGUGUUAUCACAAUGAGGGCUUUUGGGUUCCAAAAAAUAAAUAAAAAUGUAUUUAAAACUUU
This is a messenger RNA of Oncorhynchus mykiss (rainbow trout), 12491 nucleotides long. The record is from RefSeq and is a predicted model, not a curated record. Lineage: Eukaryota; Metazoa; Chordata; Actinopteri; Salmoniformes; Salmonidae.